Messenger RNA from Aptenodytes forsteri (emperor penguin), 7044 nucleotides. RefSeq names its product tudor domain containing 6 (gene TDRD6). The transcript is spliced from 6 exons. The record is from RefSeq and is a predicted model, not a curated record. Lineage: Eukaryota; Metazoa; Chordata; Aves; Sphenisciformes; Spheniscidae.
AUGGCGACAGGCGGAGGGCGGCCUCCACCUCAGGCACUGAAGAAGCCCGAGGCAGGCUCGCGGCAGGGCCUCGCUGCCGGCGGAGGGGCGGCCCUGCGUGCCCAGCCCGCCCCACAGGCGCCUCUGCCCCGCUGGCCGGUGGGCGGCGGGGCUGGGCUGUGCACUGGAGACCUGGGCCUGGUGGAGGUGGUCGGGCUCUGGUACCGCUGCUGCGUGGUGAGUCGCAGCGGCCAGGACUACCGUGUCUUCCUGCUUGAUGAGGGCUGCACGGUGGUCACGUCUGCCUAUUACCUGGCGCGGGGCUGCAAGGAACUUUUCCACCUGCCCCCUGAGGUGCUGGGCUGUAUUGUGGCUGAUGUCGUGCCUUCUGGAUGCCCCAGGGUGGCAUCCUGUGGGGAUGCACCAGUCUCCACCUGGACAGUGGAGGCUAUGGAGUUCCUCAGCUACCUGCAUGGCAAGGAGGUGUCUGGCCUGGUGCGGGAGGUGAUGACACCGCAGCUCAUAGUGCUUGAGCUGCCCCAGCUUGUGUCCCAGAUGCAUCACCUGGGCCUGGCCAGGCAGGUCACUCCCAGUUGGUUCUGCCAGGUGCUCAGGCGCUGCCUGACUUCUGGCCACUUAAGGAACCAGCUCAAGCUGCAGCCUCCAGCAAGUUCCCUUGCAACUUCUGCAGUGCCACAGCUUCUCCAUGUUUUGCUCUCCUAUCAGCCUGUGUCACCUGCCUUGGAUUACUUCUACCCGCAGCUUCAGUUGGGUGUGACAGAGCCUGUUCUAGUGACCCAUGUCUCUGACCCACACCACAUCUACUGCCAGUUGCAGAGCCUGUCCCAGGAGAUCCGUUGCCUUUCUGAUACCAUGCGCCACACUUAUGACCGGUGGGAGCAGGAUUUAUUACCCAAAGUGGGCUCACCCUGUGCUGCCCGUGGCAUAGAUGGCCAGUGGUACCGUGCACUCCUGCUGGAGCUUAUUGCUGGGGAGCAGGACCAGCAAGUGGCUCUGGUGAUCUUUGUGGACUAUGGCAGGAAGGAGACUGUGACCAGAGCUAACCUGCGCCAUUUGCCUGUUGAGUGUUUUCGCAUGCCUGUGGUGACUUAUCCAUGUGCUCUUCAGGGUAUCUCGGAUGGGGGUUGUGGCUGGUCCCCAUCGCACAUUGAUGAGCUGAAAGCAUUGGUGCUAGGCAAAGGAGUGAGUGCUCGCAUCAAAGCCUUUAACUCCUUCGAGCAUGUCUAUUAUGUGAGCCUGUACGGGGAAAAUGGCAUCAACUUGAACUGUCUUUUUGGGGUGCAGGCUUGCUGCCUGGUGAGCAGCCAUACACAGGUCAGCCAAACUGAGGCUCAGGAGCAGCUGGAAGUAGAAGAAUCCACAGCUGAAGAACUGGAAUUGCCACCAGGAGCACCUCCUGUUGCUUUAAUGCACAAAGAUUUGGCCUCUGCUCCUGUAGUCGGUGUGCAUCUGAAGUUGGGUGCGUUCCAUGACGCACAGGUCUCCCACCUCCGAGACCCAUCCGAGUUCUGGCUCCAGCUCCAUGAGCAUCGCCGGCUCUUCAGGCAGCUGAGGCAGAGCAUGUGGAAUUUUUACUCCCAUGCCACGAAGCUGGAUGGUGCCGGGUGGGACCUACAGCCUGGAUCCCUUUGUUGUGCCAGUGGGAAAGAGGGUGCCUUUUAUCGAGCGGUGAUCACCAGGGUACUGGACAGUGGGGUAGAAAUACACCUGGUGGACAGAGGCAGUAUGGAAACUGUAGAUCGGUGUGUGGUAAAGGAGCUGCUUCCUCGGUUCAGGGAACUACCUGCUUUAGCUCUGAAGUGUUGUUUGGCAGGUAUCUCUGCUCUGAGUGGGAGUUGGAGUGAAGCAUCUCUGUCUGCCUUCAGAGAGAUUGUACUGAACAAGGGACUAAAGGUUCAUUUUCUGAGCAUGCAGGGUGACAAAUACGUGGUUGAAAUUUUUGACCAGUCCCAAUUAGGAGAGAAAAGUGUAAGUAAACUCAUGGCCCAGGGAGGGUAUGCUGAAUACCAGAGGUGUGAAAUACCUGAGACUCUACAGGAAUCAUCUGUUAAGGCUGUGAGCCAGGCCUCUUCCCCAGCACGUGCUGGGGAGGAAGACCAAGUAAAUGCAGGGAAGAGGCUCGGAGAAGAAUCUGAUCUAAAGAGAAGUGACAGAACACUAAAUCCAUACAUGGCUGUGAUGGUCAGAGAGCGCCCUGUCGCAGUCACUCACAAUUCUAAAAGUAGUGAAUCUGUUCCUGCUCAGAAGUAUGAGGGUAAGGAAAACAUGCCCAUCUCUUGCAGGCAGAAUUAUGUAGAAAUGAAGCCAAGUUCCUCUUACGGAGGUCAGUUAGAAGUAGGAAGCACAGUUAAUGUAGUUGUGUCAUGUGUUGAAAAUCCUAGUUAUUUUUGGUGUCAGUUAAGUAGAAAUUGCCAUGACCUUAAAGUAUUAAUGGCUGAAAUUCAGGAGUAUUGUAAAAAUUCAUCCCACCCACAUGCUUGGCCAAAUUCUGUAUGUUUAGCCCAGUACUCGGAGGAUGAAAAGUGGUACAGGGCUUUAAUUGUUAGUGAAGUUCCUUCUGCAGGAAAAGUGGAAGUCAUAUAUGUGGACUACGGCAACAGAGAGCUGGUCUCUCUAACAAACCUCCGCUCAACUAAUGAAUGCUUUCUUAGGUUAGAGGCUCAGGCAUUCAGGUGCAGCCUUUACAACUUAAUCGAGCCAGAUGGUCCGGAUCCUUUUGCUUGGGAUGAAGCAGCGAUUCAGGCUUUUCAGGAGUUUGUCGAUACUUCAGCAUCUCACUUUGAACUGAAGUGUACAAUAUUUGCCUUGGCUUCGAUAAACGAUAAGGAGCUAUUUAACAUUGUAGAUUUAAUGACACCUUUUCAGAGUGCUUGCCAGUUUCUGACUGAGAGAGGUGUGGCCAGAACUCUAUCUCCUCAAAAGCCUCUGGUAUCCUCGGUUCAGCUUCAUUCUUACUAUUAUUCUAUGCAUGGUAUCAAAAUUGGGAGUGAGGAAGACGUUUAUAUUACACAUGUUGAUGAUCCAUGGACAUUUUACUGCCAGCUUGAAAGAUGUGCAGAUGUCUUAGCACAGCUUACCGAUAACAUCGGUCGCCUAAGUGAAACAAUGACCAGCUUAGGAACCUUGCAAAAGUCUGGGAGCUUGUGUCUAGCAAAGUAUACCGAUAAUCACUGGUACAGGGGGGUAAUUAUGAAAACAAAACCUAAUACAGAAGUCUUCUUUGUGGAUUUUGGGAACACAGAGACAAUAGAGAAAGAUCAUCUGCUUCCUUUACCCAGUGAUGCUUGUGAUAUCUUGCUUUUGCCAAUGCAGGCCAUAAAGUGUUCCUUAUCUGAUAUAUCUAAUGUUCCCAAAGAAGCUACAACAUGGUUUAAGCAAGCUGUCCUAGAAAGGCAAUUAAAAGCAAUAGUAGUAGCAAAGGAAUCUGAUGGUAAACUGUUGAUUGAGUUGGUUGAUGGCAAUACUCAAAUUAAUGCAAAACUGAAGGAGUUAAGCUUAAUAAACAAUACAGGACUGUGUAGGCAUGUAGAAAAUGAAACUUUGUGCUCUAGAAACACAGAUGUGAAUGAGAGGAAUGAGACUGCAGAGUCCCCUUUAAAUGCAGGUAUGUCUCUUGAAAGAAAAAAAUGCAGCUCUGAAGCCCAGGGAGGAGGGGGCAGUAGCAAAAGUCACUUCAAAGAAGAAGAUGUAAGCCCUUUCCAGCCUGCUACGAAGGGAGAUGUGGCAGCUGGAUUACUAGAAUCUGAUGAAAUGUUUAGCAGUAAGAAGGAUGCUUUUUUGUUAAAUAAAGUGGGGGAGGAGUCUCUGCUCUCUGUCCAGAUGGAUACACAGUCAGAUAUUAAAUCUGAUGCUGAAGGCGGGUGUAUAAUGCUUAAAAAUGUAUCUGAUCUACUGCAACAGAAGAUAGUGCCAGCUCUUAAAGUGUCAGGGUAUGUGUCUCAUGUAAAUGAUCUGUUGGAUUUUUAUGUUCAACUAGAAAGUGAUGAGGCUCAGCUUAACAGCAUUGCAGAAAACUUAAACAAUAGGACGCAAGCAAAGAACCCUUGUGGACAACUCUUCCAAGCAGGAGACUUAAUCAGUGCUGUUUAUUCGGAAGACAGCCUGUGGUAUCGAGCUGUAGUAACAGAGAAGACUUCUGACAAUUUGAUAAGUAUACAAUAUAUUGAUUAUGGUAAUACUUCAGUAAUUAAUGUUGAUCAAGCGCACAGACUCCCUGAAGACUUGUCAUCUAUUCCAGCAAUAAGUAUUCACUGCUUCCUAGGUGGACUUAAAUGCAAAAAAAAUACAACCUGGGCAGAGAAAGCAGUGCUUUACUUCAUCAAGAGAACAAGUGAUGUUCUGCUAAUGUGUGAAUUUGUAGAGAAGGUUGAGGAUAAAUGGGAAGUUAUUCUCAGUGACCAUCAAGGUAUUAUAACAGUGGAUUUAGCUGAUGAAGAUCUUGCAAGUAGGGAAAGAUCUUGUUCAACAGAAGUACUUGGUAGAGAGAACAGUGACAUGGUAACUGUGUGUGAGCCUUUGCCUCCUCAGGCACAAAAUGAAAUUUCCAGUGUAAGUGAUUGUAAAUCAUUUAUCUGGAAGUUUCCAGAGGCAGGUCAGACUGUAAAAACUUAUGUCACAGUGGUAAAUGGUCCAGAAUAUUUUUGGAGUCGCAGUGCUGAUACAGAAGACAUGGAUUACAUAGAGGAAAAAAUAGAGGAAGCUGAAAACCUUGGACUAAAAUCUUGGAACGAUUGCAGAUCUUGUAUUAAAAGUGGUGACGUUUGUCUAGCAAAAUACAGUCAAGAUGGAAAGUUCUACAGAGCUAAAGUCAGCAGUGUAAAAGGUGACAACGUAGUUGUUAGGCAUGUGGAUUACGGAAGCGAGGAAGCUGUUAGCUUGGAGAUGGUCAGACAAAUUCCAUGUGAAUUGCUCAAAAUACCUAAUCAAGCAUUUGCUUGCUGUCUGUCAGGUUUCAGUUCCUCAGAGGGCUCAUGGCUUAGUGAAGCAAAAGAGAAGUUUUAUGAUAUGACCGAAGACCUCUUAUUAGAAGCUGAAGUAAUAGAAACUCAGGAAGAUAAAGCUUCUGAAGUCCCUCUGUCUGUUGUCAAGCUGGAAGCUUCUGGCAGGAGUAUUAAUGAAGAGAUGAAGUCUUUUUGGAAGGCUAAUAAAGGAACUGGUGACAAUGCUUUCUCAAACCUUGAGAACCCCUUAAAGGAAAACAGAUGUUCAAACAAUGAUAUUGGUCUUUGUCUUGAAAGAGAAACUACUGCUGUUUGUGGAUUAGCUCAAGAAGAAAGUGAAAGUGCUUUACUUUGUUCUGAACCUUUCCUGGGUGUAACUUCUGGGUGUUCAAAUACUGUAGAAGCAAAUGCGUCAGUGGGAGCUGUUGAGUAUAUGUCUGGAAAGGCGGAUGAUGGAUGUGAAACAGAUGAACAUCAAAGCAACUUUGAUAAAGAGAUACCUCUAUCUGAAGGAGAAAGCAAUAACAAUGUAUUACUAGAACCAACGAGAAGCUGCAGUCUUCAUAUUUUGGGGAGUGAAAUGAAAGCUGCAGAACAUGAGUUAUCUGAAGUACCGUUUCGAGAGGAUGCUGAGCUGAAAGCAGAACUGACAGGCAGUGCUUCAGUAGCCAGUCUUUUCCUAGGAAACAAACAAGAAGAACUGCAAAGACUGCCAGUGCUCCAGGUGCAGUCAUCUUCGAGUGAUGAAACGGGGAUGUUAGUAGAACUGGAUCAAUUACAAAUGCAUUCUUCGUAUUAUGAUCUAAAAGAGUUCAUACUGGAGCUAGAGGCACUUUCAGUGCAGUCCUGCUUUGGUGAAGAAACAAAGGAAGCUCUGGAAAUAGAGUCACUUGAAAUGCAGACAGCUUCUGGCAGUGAAGCAAGAGAGAAAGUGUUGGAACGGGAAUCGUUUGAGCUGCCAGUUGUGAGUGAGGAGGCGGAGGAGUUGGCAGUUUUCAAAUUUCUUGAAAUCUUACCAUCACUUAAUGAGAGAGAGAACUUGGGGCCUUCAGUUAGCGAUGGACAGAAGACAGUAGAGCUGAUUCCAUCUGAUGUUCAGCUUUCUUUGGGAGGGAAGGCAAAGAAACUGGAAUUGAAUUUGUCUGGAGUUCCUAAAGCAGAAGCUACACAAGAAGAUUGGAUGGAAGUAGAGCCUCCUCCCCUAAGGCUGUCUUCAUCUGGUGGUAGACCUGAGAAACAACUGGACCUGAAGACCCAUGACAUGCUGUCAAUGCUAGGUGCUGAAAUUGAGCAGCUUCUGGAACUGGUGCUGCCUGAUGUGCAGCCAUCUCAGGAAGAUGGGGAGGAGGACUCAUUAGGGUUGGAACACACUGCACUGCAAAGUUCUGAAAAUAGUGGAAGUCAAUUUUCAUUUCUUACAAAAGACUUAAUGAAUCAGAGGCCUGUUUGCACUGUAAAAUCAUGUGACUGCAAAGUCGAGAAACGUAAGGAGUGGCAGAAGAAAGAUGACUGUUAUGUGGAAGAAUGGAUGAAACAAGACUUGACUGACUCAUUUAAAGAAUGUGGAAAUACACGUGUGCAGUCUUCAGACAGUAAGCCUGGGGAUGAAGUAGAAAAAAAGCAAAAUGAGAACUUGGCUGAUUGUGGUGCAGAACGCAAUGAGUAUACUUGUAAUCUGAAGGGCUUUGCUGUUGGUUCCAAAUGUGUGGUGUGGACUUCUCUAAAAUGGUGCGAGGCUCGCAUUUUGGAGGUAUCUGAAAAAGGUACCAAGGUCUUUAAUCUCUCCAGUGGCAACGAGGAGAUUGUGGAUCCUGAGAAUGUCUGGAACGGUAUUCCUGACUGGGCUUGCAGAUCAUCUGAGGCAAUAACCCCUGCAACAGAAAACUUGCAGUCCUUACCAGAGGAGCCCUUACUUCAAGAAAAGCAAACUUGCUGCAGUUCAGAUCUAGGCGAAGAUUCUCAUGUCCUCCAACAUUCCUGAAAUCAAGUGACAUGUUCACCCCAUGAAGCUGAAAGAGUACCUGUGUACACGAACAUUCCCAUGAAAAUGUGUUUUCAUGGGAACACGGAUACAAGCAAAGCAUUGAGUGUUUCUUCUGUGUAA